AUGAUAAGUGGGAAGGAAAUUUACGAUGUGAUUGCUGCCACCUUCCCUUUAUACGUGCCCGUUUUCCUGGGCUACGCCUCCGUCAGGUGGUGGAAGCUCUUUACACCUGACCAGUGCAAGGGCAUCAGUAGAUUAUCAGCCUUCAUCGUCCUUCCUUUAUUCAGCUUCGAUUUUCUCUCCCGCAUCAAUCCGUUUGAGCUCAAUUGCCGGUUCCUUGCUGCCGAUGCGUUAUCGAAGGCCAUUAUAGCCGUGCUGUUGGCUGUCUGGGCUAAGUUUACCAGGAAGGGCAGCUAUUCUUGGUCCAUAACAGGUUUCUCUCUCUCCGGACUCACCAACAUGCUGGUUAUGGGCGUGCCAUUGUUGCGCGCCAUGUAUGGAGAGGAAGGUCUGGAGAUCGCCGUGCAGGCCUACAUGCUGCAAUGCAUAGGAUGGAUGAUGGCUCUGCUCCUUGUGUUGGAGGUCAGGAAAGCUACCAACAGGUUGCAGGUAUCUCCAAGAGUGGUUCCUCACGGGGAUUCACACGUUGUCUCGAUUGAUGAGGAUGACGGAAGAAAGGAGGGAGCGGAAAGUGAGGGGAGUUUGGUGUUGAAGGUGAUGAAGUUAGCGUGGCUGAAGGUUGCGGUGAACCCGAGGACGUAUGCAAGCGUCUUCGGACUCGCGUGGGCUUUCGUCUCCAAUCGGUGGCACUUUGGCAUGCCAAGCUUGAUGGAAGGAUCCAUUAAAAUACUCUCCAAAGCUGGUAGUGGAAUGGCAAUGUUUAGUAUAGGGAUGUUCAUGGCAUUGCAGGAGAAGCUGGUUGCAUGUGGACCAAGAUUGACGCUUGUGGCUAUGGUGCUGAAGUUUAUUGUGGGGCCGGCUGUCAUGGCUCUUUCCUCUAUCAUUGUUGGCCUGAAAGGCUCUGUUCUUUGCAUCGCCAUCGUUCAGGCAGCACUACCACAAUCAACCACUUCAUUUAUUUAUGCAGAGGAAUAUGGCUUGCAUCCUGAGGUGAUAAGCACAGCGGUUAUAUUUGGGACUCUUGUCUCGCUGCCCGUGCUGAUUGCCUACUAUGUGGUUCUUGAACGGUUCAAUGAGCAAGGUAGUCAGUAGGCUCUCCAACAAUAUCUCACAUUUCACAUUUUGCCCCAUACCAUGAUGUACUCUUUGAAGCAUUGUGAAAUUUGAUAUCGAAUCAUAAUAAAGAUCUUAAUUGUUA
Molecule: messenger RNA, 1195 nt
Organism: Nymphaea colorata (pocket water lily)
Lineage: Eukaryota; Viridiplantae; Streptophyta; Magnoliopsida; Nymphaeales; Nymphaeaceae
Product: auxin efflux carrier component 5-like
Exons: 5
Coding region: 1-1089 (362 amino acids)
Biological process (GO): auxin export across the plasma membrane; auxin polar transport
Cellular component (GO): endoplasmic reticulum; plasma membrane
Molecular function (GO): auxin efflux transmembrane transporter activity
Source: RefSeq, a predicted model, not a curated record